This is a messenger RNA of Danaus plexippus (monarch butterfly), 837 nucleotides long. RefSeq names its product gamma-interferon-inducible-lysosomal thiol reductase-like. The record is from RefSeq and is a predicted model, not a curated record. Lineage: Eukaryota; Metazoa; Arthropoda; Insecta; Lepidoptera; Nymphalidae. Bases 44 to 748 code for a protein of 234 amino acids. The transcript has 5 exons. Gene Ontology annotation, molecular function: oxidoreductase activity, acting on a sulfur group of donors, disulfide as acceptor.
CAUAAAACAAGUAUGCUUUAGUCAAGCAGAUAACGACCGCACAAUGUUACAAAACAUUUUUAUUAUUUUGUUACUAUCCUACAUUGAUGGGAUUAGGACUUUCGAUGAAAGUUUGGACUAUCGUGAUUUCAAGUUAAAUUAUGUGUCGCCAAUAAAACGCGCGAAUACUUUAAUGUCUACACUAUUCAAGGAUUUAGGGAAAAAAGAAAAAGUCCGUAUAGAUCUGUAUUAUGAAGUCUUUUAUUCCGGUUGCAUAUACUUUAACAAAAAUGAGUUUGGCCCUCUGGUGGAAAGUAUGGGCGACUAUCUUGAUAUACAUACCUAUCCUUAUGGUUUUGCUCGGACAAUAGAGGAAAAAGGAAACAUUUUCUUCAAAUGUCAUCAUGGACCCCUUGAGUGCUAUGGUAAUAAACUCCACGCCUGUGCACUCGAUAAUUUGGAGCACUCCAAGGCAAUUCUGUUUAAUAUUUGUCUGAUGAACAGCACUGAGAGUCUAGGGUCGGAUGACAAAACAGCUGAUGAGUGCGGGAAAAACAUGAACGUUGAUUCAAAACCAAUAAAACUUUGCGCUAAAGGUAAUAGGGGUUCAGAACUUAUGAAGUAUUAUGGAGAAGAAACUAAGAAAGCGAAAAUUGAAUAUGUGUCAUUUGCUUUAAUAAAUGGCGAGAAGUAUGACUUUGACGACGAUUUUAAGAGAUCAGUUUGUAGACCCUUCAAAAAUCUUCCGCCGCCUUGUGAAGAACCUUGAGGUAGUUCUACAUACAGAAACACCAAUGAAAACGUAUAUUCAGUACAUCAUUUAAUAAGAAUUUUGGAAAUACAAGAUUUAAAAAUUUU